AUGCCACCGAUACCACAGAUACCACAGAUACCACCGAUACCACAGAUGCCACAGAUGCCAUAGAUGCCACAGAUACCACAGAUGCCACAGAUACCAUAUAUGCCACAGAUACCACUGAUGCCACAGAUGCCACAGAUGCCACCGAUACCACAGAUACCACAGAUACCACCGAUACCACAGAUGCCACAGAUGCCAUAGAUGCCACAGAUACCACAGAUGCCACAGAUACCAUAUAUGCCACAGAUACCACUGAUGCCACAGAUGCCACAGAUGCCACCGAUACCACAGAUACCACAGAUACCACCGAUACCACAGAUGCCACAGAUGCCAUAGAUGCCACAGAUACCACAGAUGCCACAGAUACCAUAUAUGCCACAGAUACCACUGAUGCCACAGAUACCACAGAU
This is a messenger RNA of Poecilia latipinna (sailfin molly), 407 nucleotides long. RefSeq names its product dentin sialophosphoprotein-like. The record is from RefSeq and is a predicted model, not a curated record. NCBI's taxonomy places the organism in Eukaryota, Metazoa, Chordata, Actinopteri, Cyprinodontiformes, Poeciliidae. The annotation marks the transcript as partial. The transcript has a single exon.